Molecule: messenger RNA, 324 nt
Organism: Lucilia cuprina (Australian sheep blowfly)
Lineage: Eukaryota; Metazoa; Arthropoda; Insecta; Diptera; Calliphoridae
Exons: 2
Coding region: 29-286 (85 amino acids)
Source: RefSeq, a predicted model, not a curated record
UUCAAUUUCAUAACGAGCACAAACCAACAUGAACUUCAACAAAUAUUUUGCUUUCCUGGCCAUUUUGGUCUUGUGCAUAUUGGGUCAACAAGCUACUGAAGCUCAUCAUCAUUUCGGUAGAAUCGGUCAUGAUUUGCACAAGGGAGUCAAAAGUGUAGAAAAAGUGACCAGCGAUGUUAAUAAAGUUACCAACGGUGUUAAACAGGUUGCCAAUGGUAUUGUGAAAGCUAAGAAUGUAAUUGAGGCUGGUUCCAUUGCCGGAGCUGUGGCAGCAGCUGCAGCUUAAGUGUCUAGAAUCUAGAUGGUUAUAAAUAUGUAUAUUAA